UUCAGGUGGGGAGAGAGAGAGAGAGAGAGAGAGAGAGAGAGAGAGGUGGUUUUAUCAAAACCCACUGAUUCCCACGCACAAAAACCCCUCUUUAUAUCACCCACCAACCCCCACUCUCCUCAUUCCCACGAUUGCUUCUCUCUCUCUCUCUAUAACACACGCACUUUUCUCUGCAACUUCAUGGCAAGUCAGAAAAAUAACUGAAAAUGAAGAGCAGAGAAAGAGACCCAUUAAACAGAAAAGGAAAGAGAGAGGAGCGAUAAACACUUUUUUUUUUUUUUUCCCUUUUCUUCUUUUUUGUUUUAGUUUUGUUUUGAUGUUGGGGGGUUUUUGAUUUAUGGGUACUGUCUGCAUCUGAAGGGCUUGAAUCUUUUGAUGAUAACAAACCAUUUUUGCUGAAAUAGCAGUGAAGUGAAGGACGUAAACAAAAGAGAAAAGCAAAAGCAAGGGGAAAAAAAAAAAAGAACAAAAAUACAAACUUUUUUUGUUGCCUGUCUGAUGCACGUCUGUGCUUUGAUCAUGACUCGUGAGGUUUUGUUUGCAUGUCGAUUCUGAGUCGGUGACUGAUUCUUAAUUUGCUCAGAAGAAAUAAAUAUAUUAGAGCUAAGAAAGUGCGAGAAAAUCGGGGAAAAAGUGUCCCUUGUUUUCUUGGUCUUUCUCACUCUGUUUGGGAUGGAGGUUACAGAGGCAUGGGGUCUCUGGGUUCUGUGAAGAUGAUGCUUCUGGUCAUUAUCUCACCAUCACUUGAUCGAUCGCUCUCUUGUAUAAACGCCAUUAAAAACACGCCUUUCUUCUAGACUGGAGCUGGUGAAGCUGGAAGGUGGCUUUGCUCUUACCCUCCUCCUGUAAUCCAUGGCGAUUACCGAGUAAAAUUAUAGAACUCUUCAGUAGAACUGCUGUGGUUUAUUUGAAUCAAGAGGAAUUAUGCUGAGAAAGAGGUCCAGAGCGUCAACCAGCAAACAAGCUCUAAUGGCGGAUUGCGGUUCUCUACCAUCCCCCACAGACAAAUACAGGAGACCCCCUUCAUCAUCUUUCUUCAGUUCUCCACGGCUCUUCACUGGUUUCUCCUCGAAGGUCUUCUCUGAAACUGAAACAAUGAUGAGCCCAACCUCCAUACUUGACAGCAAACCGUUCUCUGGCUUCCGAAACCCUUUCACGAACACCACGUCCACCAUCAAACCCUCAGAACCCGAACCCAGACGCCACUGGGACAAAUUGGAUUCCAGAAUGAUUGGUCUCGGCAUUGUAGAUGCUCUUACCCAUGACGAAUCCGACCCAAAACUCUCCAAACCAGAAAGCAGAAUGGUUCUCUUUGGAUCACAGCUCAAGAUCCAAAUCCCUCCUCUCCCACCCUCAGUCCUCUCUCCGGCCGAAUCUCCAAAAUCUCCAGCCGAUUUCGGCAUCAAAACUAGGAAUUCUCAACUCGGUCCCUUCUCCCCUUGCUUGUCUCAAUCUCCGGCCAAGAAAUCAGGAUUUGGGUCUGCCAAUACCGGCCUCGAAGCACCCAACUCUCCCCGGAUUUUCACUGGCUGCCUCUCCGCCACCGAAAUGGAGCUUUCUGAAGAUUACACUUGUGUUAUAUCCCAUGGACCCAAUCCCAGAACUACCCAUAUUUUUGACAACUGCAUUGUUGGCUUCUCUGCAUCAAGAAAAGAAAACGAUGUUUUCCCGGAAAGUUUCCUCAACUUUUGCCACUCUUGCAGGAAAAACAUUGGGCAGGGAAAAGACAUUUACAUUUACAGGGGCGAGAAAGCCUUUUGCAGCAGCGAAUGCCGGCAGCGGGAGAUUAUGUUGGAGGAGAGGAUGGAAAUAUUGGAAGGUGGUGAUGUUUAUGGGACUUGUUCCUGAUAGUUAUACCCAUCUCUGGUCCUCUCCAUUGUUUCUAAAAUCAAUCUCGUCCAAGAGAUUUACCAACUUCAUAAGGAUAAAUCCUAUAUCAUCAUUUAGAGUGGGUGGCCAUAUUCGUGGAGACAGAAUUUCCAACGGCACAUACCUACAUAUACAUAUGAAUUAGUGGGGGAAAAAAAAACAAGAUGGUAUUCGAGCAUCCAUCCAUUGAAUCGGUUUCAGUGUUCUUUUUCCCUCAUUUUCCUCCCUUUUUUUUCUUUUUCUUUUUUUAUUCUCUCUCCUUUCUAGUGUUUCUAAUACUCUCUUUUGUAGAAACAGAGGGGCUGAAAGGCUGAGACAUUGUAGAGUUGAUUUUGUUGGAUGAUUGCUGAUGGGUUUGUCCACAGUUUUUGGUUUUGAAAGUUGGUAAUGAUAUCGAUGAUGUUUGAAACUUUGAAUUUAUCUAUUCAAGCCCAUCUCAUAAUUAAGGACCAAAA
Vitis riparia (riverbank grape) is the source of this 2324-nucleotide messenger RNA. RefSeq names its product FCS-Like Zinc finger 8. The transcript has 3 exons. The coding region runs from base 925 to 1848 and encodes 307 amino acids. The record is from RefSeq and is a predicted model, not a curated record. NCBI's taxonomy places the organism in Eukaryota, Viridiplantae, Streptophyta, Magnoliopsida, Vitales, Vitaceae.